GAAAAAGUUAGUUUAGAGAAAGAACAAAAUGAAUGAAUGAAAAACAAUCAAAACAGAGCAAAGAAAAAAGAAAAACGCAUUUGGGGGUUGUUUCAAGUUCCCAUCGCUCACUAAAGCAAAGCAGUUAAAAAUAAAAACCCCCCCAAGAAAAAGCCAGAGGCAGAGUCAUAUAUAUACAUACAUGUUGUUGUUAUUGUUAAUUUGGUUUGGUAUUUCUUCUUCUUCUUCUUCUUCUUCUUCUUCUUCUUCUUCCUCCCGCCAAAACCAACACUUUUUCGAUUCCGACUACUCUGUUUGGAUUGGAACUUUGAUAAACAGCAAAGGCGGUGGGUGGGUGAGGCAUAUGAUGCUUUGUUGUUGUCCUUCUUUCAGAGAGCAAUUACUGCCUUUCCUUCGCGAUUACGACCGGCUUCAAUCUUUCGCCGUCGUCCUCAUCUACAUUCAGAUUGGGUGCGCGUUGAUUGGAUCUCUGGGAGCAUUGUACAACGGGGUUUUGCUGAUAAAUCUGGGGAUAGCAUUGUUCGCUUUGGUGGCCAUUGAGAGUAGCAGUCAGAAACUUGGGCGUACCUAUGCUGUUCUUCUCUUCUGUGCUCUGCUUCUCGAUAUUACUUGGUUCAUCCUCUUCACUCACGAGAUUUGGGACAUUUCUUCUGACAAUUAUGGGACAUUCGUAAUCUUUUCAGUAAAACUCACUCUGGUAAUGCAAAUCAUUGGGUUUACUGUAAGGUUGUCGUCCUCGUUGUUAUGGAUUCAGAUUUACAGGUUGGGAGUUUCAUAUGUAGACACUACAGGUUCUAGAGAAGCAGAUUUUGAUUUAAGAAAUAGUUUUCUGAGUCCUGCAACUCCUGCUGUAGUUAGAGAACCCUCAGAUUCUGAUGACAUUUUGGGAGGCUCUAUCUAUGAUCCUGCUUAUUUCUCGACCCUCUUUGAAGGUCAAGAAAAUAGAUGUUCACAUGGGGGUCGAAACCGCGGUAUUAAAGACAAUGGGUCUACUUCUGCUUCUGAAUCUCCUCUGUUGAAACCAUCUGUAAGCAGAUCAUUUCAGGCUGUAGAUGAUGAUAUUUCAGCUGGCCUGACUCAAUUGGUUUGAAGUUGAGUACAGUAUCCAUGAAAAUUUUUCCUUGACAUUUUUUUUCCCAGGGUAGAAGUGCUGCUGGUCAAAGCGAAAGGAGAACCCAUGUCCAGUAUAUUCUGUGAGUGUGACAAUGUCAAAAGGUUUUGCCAUUUGAGAGCUGUAUUUGACUUCAUGUUAUAUGAGUUUUAAUCCUGCAAAACCCAUUCUGGCAAAUCCUUCAAAGGUUUGGAUCAGGAUUCAAGACUGACUUGCAUAUGGGUGUACUUUCCUGGCCAUGCGGUCAUAUUGGCAUGUCAGCUACACCUAGGCAGUGCAGUUUAGCUCACAAUGAACUCUGAUUUGCCUGGGUGGGUUCGCCAAUGUGGCGGAGUUCAGCAACCCCAGUCAGUGGCAUUUUGUUCCCCAAGUCACAUUGGUAGACCCUUCAGAAUGUAGUGGCUUUUAUUCUUUCUUUUGUUUUCUUUUCAUUUUUUUUUUCAUUUUUGGUGGGUUUGACAGCCUGUCCAUGCCAUGAUGCGUGAAAUAUAUCUGCAUAUUUUCAUAGAGGAUGGUUACAUCCAUCUAAUUUUGUUUAUUUAUUCAUUCAAUUAUUGCCCAUAAGAUCAGAAUCUAAAGAAGAAAAAACUUGAAGAUCGGAGAACGAAGAAAAAAUUCAAAUUUCAAUCAGAUGUAGUCUUCAACCUGUAGAGUAUAUAGAGGAUAAUGAAGAGACCUUGCUUAAUUA
Messenger RNA from Quercus robur (English oak), 1799 nucleotides. RefSeq lists its product as uncharacterized. The transcript is spliced from 6 exons. NCBI's taxonomy places the organism in Eukaryota, Viridiplantae, Streptophyta, Magnoliopsida, Fagales, Fagaceae. Bases 182 to 1090 code for a protein of 302 amino acids. The record is from RefSeq and is a predicted model, not a curated record.